Pseudocercospora fijiensis CIRAD86 is the source of this 912-nucleotide messenger RNA. RefSeq lists its product as uncharacterized. The record is from RefSeq and is a predicted model, not a curated record. Lineage: Eukaryota; Fungi; Ascomycota; Dothideomycetes; Mycosphaerellales; Mycosphaerellaceae. The transcript is spliced from 15 exons. The coding region runs from base 1 to 912 and encodes 303 amino acids.
AUGGGUCGGGAGGUGUCGAGGUGGGGCGGUAGCGGCGUCGAGGAGGAGGUCGAGGAGGAGGAAGUCUGCGAGGAGCGGUCAAAUGACGGCGGGGCAGUUUCUGGUGGUUCCUGGGGCCUCGACGAGCCACAAACGGCAGCAAUCGGGCACAAGGGCCAACAAACAACAAAGAACUCCCACGCAGGCGGACGUGAAUUGGGGAAGAAGGGGGAGACUCGCUCUAACGUGCCACGAUCACACACCGCACCCGCACCCGCACCCACACACACGGCAGCGGCACUGCUCCUUCCCUCAGAUCUGGAUGUCACGUACCUGUGGUCGCGAGGGCUACUGAGGCUAUUGUACGGUGUGAAAGCGAAGCGCGGACUCGCUCGGGCGGACGAUUUAGACUCAGGCUCGGAGGGCGUGUCGGAGGGCGUGUCGGAGGGUGCCGCAGAUCGCAGGUGGCAGGUGGCCUUCUCUCCCACUGCUGCUUUCGAGAGGCUCCUGGGCGGGGGUGGGCUGGAUGCAAACGCAGAAGGAGAGCAGAGCGUGGUAUACAAAGAGAAAGCAGACGAAGAGAGACAGGUGGCUUGGCUUGCUUGGCUUGGCUUGCCUCGUUCGUUUCUGGCUGGUGGCCCCGGCUCAGGGCUGCUGUGUCAGCUGCAGGCUCCAAUUGCCUCACGCCCUGCCAGAACUCCGGACGUAAUACGCCCCGUCAAUACAGGCGAUGGCGAGGGUUCCACGUCGACUCAAUGCCUCAUCGGACGAUUCAUGCCGCCAGACAGCCACUCUUCCUGCCCAAAGCCCAAGGCAUUCAAUCUGAGUGCAGGCAAGUCCCCUGUACGACGUCGACCACCAAAUCACGCAGCAUACACAUGCCACUGCUGUCAAAUUGGGCGACACAGCUUGCUGCGGGGCACCAAGCGGUAA